Molecule: messenger RNA, 2402 nt
Organism: Lontra canadensis (Northern American river otter)
Lineage: Eukaryota; Metazoa; Chordata; Mammalia; Carnivora; Mustelidae
Gene: SPOCD1
Product: SPOC domain containing 1
Exons: 13
Coding region: 84-2237 (717 amino acids)
Biological process (GO): DNA-templated transcription
Cellular component (GO): nucleus
Source: RefSeq, a predicted model, not a curated record
UGGGAGAAGAACCCCCUGCUCCCACUGACAGCCCCUCCAGCUCCUUGCAGCCUACAACCAGCAGGGCUCACUCGGGCCCAUCCAUGGGACAGAGAAGAUCCAAGUAUGCUAAGAAGUCGAGGAGAGGCCCAGUGUCCAGCGCCCAGCACCAGGGCGCAGACAGGAGUGCGGAUGACUUCAGCGAGGACCAGCCAGACAAAUCCCACCCAGGAAGCUUCCCCAAACCGGAGGGGGCUCCUGUGUGUGAGGCCUGUGCUGAGGGUCCUGGGAUGAGUGCCUCUCUCCCCACCGGCCCCCUGCUGAAGCAGGCAGAAGCUGGGGAGUGCGGCCCAGUGGAGGCUGAAGAGGAGCCUGGCAAGCAGGAUGGGGGAGAGGACUCAGCUCAGCUUCAGCCCCAACAGGAGAAGCUGUCCCUGGAUGUCGGGGUACGGGCUACAGUGGUCCAUGCCUUACAGGAGGUGCUGCGGAAUCGCCUCCAGGAGCUCCCAGAUCUGGUGCUGAGUGAGGAGGCGGUGGAGUGCAUAGCUGCGGGCAUUGAGACAGCCCUCUUCGAUCUGACACAAGCCACCAGCUGUCGCUACAAGACCAAGUACCGCAGCCUGCUGUUCAACCUGCGUGAUCCCCGGAAUCCGGACCUGUUUCUCAAAGUGGUUCGGGGAGAGGUCACCCCCCACAACCUGGUGCGGAUGAGCUCCACGCAGCUGGCCCCCCAAGAGCUGGCCCGCUGGCGGGACCAGGAGGAGAAGAGGGGCCUGGAGAUCAUUGAGCAGCAACAGAAGGAGUCGUGCAGCCUCCCGGCCUUCAAACUGACCCACAAGGGUGAAGUAGAGAUCCCGCGCGACAUGGACCAGACGCUGACCCUGGAGGACCUGGUGGUACCCAUGGUGUCCAUAGAUGACAGCCCAUCGGCCCUGGCAGCCACGUCGAAAGCCACCACAGAGCAGGACGAGGACACCACGGGGCAGCACGAGCACCACUUCCUGGACCCCAGCUGCCGCAUCUGCCUGGACUGGAAGCCCUCGUGUGAGCUGCCAAGCUCUUUCAAAGCUACUACAAGGAUAGGGGACAGUAUCUUCAAGAGAGCUCCAAGCCCAGCCCUCCCAUCCUCUCCAGAGACGCCCCAAGCUAGGGAGAAGCCUCCCACACAGCUCCAGGACAGGCUCCAGAUGCCUGCCGGGCCCACAAAGGCUCUGCCCAGCCAGCCGCCCUGGGAGGGAGCUUUGGACAUGUUCUCCAUCAAGCGGUUCAGGGCCAAGGCCCAGCUGGUGUCUGGAAACAGCUGUCGGCUCCUCACGACCCUGCCUGAGGUGAUCCGUUCAGCAGGCUGCAUCCCCUCUGGUACUGUCUGGGAGCUUUUGGCUAGCGUCUGCCCGGCAGAGGCCAAGGACAUCUGCGUGGCCAGACUGUGCCCGCACGGGGCUCGGGACACCCAGAACUGCCGUCUGCUCUAUUCCUACCUCAACAACAAACAGCGCCACGGCCUGGCAGCUGUGGAGCACGUGGGCGUGGUUCUGCUGCCCCUACCCGCCUUCCAGCCCCUGCCCCCCAGACUGCGCCCUCUUGGAGGCCCCGGCCUGGAAGCUGCUCACUCAAGCCUGGUCCUGGCUGUGCUGCUCCCCAAGGCAGGGCUUCCACACACAGCGGAGUCCAGCCCUUUGUGGGGGAAAGUUCGAAAGAUGGUCUCCUUCAACAGAAAAGUGGAGAGGAGGAGCUAUCAGCCAGAGGACAGGAGUCCCAGCGUGGCCUUGAAGGGCUCCCCUUGCCCAAAGGGUGCUCCACUGCCGAGCCAGGACGCGGGCAGCCUGGAUCCAAAGGGAAUUUGUGCUUGGCACAGGCCUUCCAGAGGCAGGGAGAGACUGUGGGGAGAGCCAGAGGACUGGCAGGGUCCUCGGCGAGGGCAGUGGUCCCCCAAACCAGGCUGGUGCCAGUCAUGGCAUCUCCAUUCAGCAGUACCAUCUGGCCCCAGCCAGCACCUCCACAGGGCCUCCUGUCCCCACCAGGCCCUGCUCCAGCAUCUGGAAUCCCUGGUGUCCAUGAGCCACCAGCUCCAAGCCUCGCUGAGCUCCCCAGGCCAGGGGCUCUUUCCCCCAAACCCUGCCCAGCCCCCUGAAGCCCCUGGAAUUCUUGGUCUAUUUUGCCAGCCCCCUGCAUCUCCAGAGCCCCCUGGCCAGGCUCCUGACUCUUUGGGUCCUACAGAUGGAGCUGGUUCUGAGUGUACCCUCCCUAGAGAGACCUGACCCUCAUUGCCAACCAGAAGAGAGGCCUUGAUUCCCUCCCCAGGACUGAAUCUUGAGCUGUUCCCGGAGAGAGGGAGGGGCAGAGGAAGCAGGGGAGGGUCAGCUCUUUGAGUUUCUUGUUCUGCGGUCUGUUUGGUGUUGAUUUUUGGUUCAAUAAAGAGUUUG